AUGUGUGAGUACAUCUCCAUCCAUGUUGGCCAGGCUGGUGUCCAGAUCGGCAAUGCCUGCUGGGAGCUUUACUGCCUGGAACAAGGCAUCCAGCCCGAUGGCCAGAUGCCAAGUGACAAGACCAUUGGUGUGGAAGAUGACUCCUUCAACACCUUCUUCAGUGAGACAGGCGCUGGCAAGCAUGUGCCCAGGGCAGUGUUUGUAGACCUGGAACCCACAGUCAUUGAUGAAGUUCGCACUGGUACCUACCGCCAGCUCUUCCACCCACAGGCAAGGAAGAUGCUGCCAAUAACUAUGCCCGUGGACACUACACCAUUGGCAAGGAGAACAUUGACCUCGUCCUUGACCGAAUUCGGAAACUGGCUGACCAGUGCCCAGGCCUUCAGGGCUUCUUGGUUUUCCACAGCUUUGGUGGGGGAACUGGUUCUGGGUUCACCUCCCAGCUGA
Pipistrellus nathusii (Nathusius's pipistrelle) is the source of this 447-nucleotide messenger RNA. The record is from the annotation of a GenBank genome assembly. Lineage: Eukaryota; Metazoa; Chordata; Mammalia; Chiroptera; Vespertilionidae.